Molecule: messenger RNA, 724 nt
Organism: Rubroshorea leprosula
Lineage: Eukaryota; Viridiplantae; Streptophyta; Magnoliopsida; Malvales; Dipterocarpaceae
Source: the annotation of a GenBank genome assembly
ACAUAGAAUCAAAUAACCGGAAUGAAUGAAUUAAGGUAAUCAUCUAAAGUCCUAGCUAUGUCCUAUAUUAUGAGCAUAUGCAUUUGAGGUCUCCUUAAAAGUGUACUCUUCAUCUUCCAAUGAGUGGAGAUAGACAGAUUGAUCCAACAGUCGUUCAUCCAUCCAUUGCUCUUCUGCAAGAAAGGUUCAAACAGUUGGAGAGAGCCAAGGAGAUGAGGCAGGAGAAAGAGCUCUUUCGGAUGUUCCCUGAAUCAAGCUGCCUCUUCGGUGUACACUCGAAAGAGGAGCCAGUAUGCAAAGCAGGAAUACCCAGGUUCAGGCCAUUCAAACUCUACUAUUGGAGCAUUUAUGGUCCAGAGACAUUGUCAUAUACACAACUUACCAUGAUGAUAUUUCAGAUGUUGAUACUUCGCUUCAUCUAUGAAAAGUAUUACAAUGUUAGUCUACCUAGUAAUCCUAUGGUUUCCUUCCGUUUCUUCUUCAUGGUGCACAACUACAUAGCGAUCAGAAAGGCGAUUCUCGUCUCUUUUGAAAUGCAUUCUCAACAUAGGUAAUGUUAUCCAAUUUGUCACCGUUCCCUUUCCUCUUCGUGAUUUUGGGAAUCAAUCGAGUUACAUCUUUGGCCUCUGACAUUGCUUCCCAGUUGUUUAUCUACUCAGAACGAACAGCACUAACCUUUCAGGCACUUGCAGCCAAUAUCUGCACCAGGGACAACAUUUCACUC